Molecule: messenger RNA, 5806 nt
Organism: Taeniopygia guttata (zebra finch)
Lineage: Eukaryota; Metazoa; Chordata; Aves; Passeriformes; Estrildidae
Source: RefSeq, a predicted model, not a curated record
GCCGGCGGCUCCGCUCCGCCCGCCCGCCCCGGGACCGGGCGGCGCCGGGGAGGGUCCGGCGCCCCCCCCCGCCCCCCCCGCCCCAGCCCGCCCUCGCUGCGAGGAGAGCCCGCUCAGGUGUGAGGUAACGGAGACAGAGGAUUCCCGCCUGUCAGUGUAGCAUGGACCGACCUUAGCUGGCUGCUGUGCAGCUCAGCCUUGUGUGCCUCAGCAGUGCUCCCUCCUGCAGGGUCUCCUACUCGGGAAAACUUUCACUUCAGGACUCUGCGAACUCAUAAUCACAAGCUGUCAUCCCUCUAGAUGUGCAGUUGCAGAUGUUGGGCAGUAAUUUGAUAUCAGCAGAUGGACAUUACCAUGAUAUGUGCUGAAAUCUUAAAAGAGACAACAGACCAGAAACAUCCUGUUGUUAAGAGAAUUGCACCAGAUGCUGAUGGCUUGUAACAUAAUGGUUACCUUUUCUGAAGACUGUCACAGCAAAUACUUCCAAUUUCAGUCUAAAUAGAGAUGUCCUUUUUGACACACAACAAAUAACUUGUUCUCCAAAAUGGAUACCAAGGUGAGACAGACCUAGUGCCACACUUGGGAAUGAAAAGCCUUCACAGGAGAGGAAGACUGAAGAGGAACUCCUGACUGUCUUGGAAAGUUCAUGCCCUGCAGUGUCAAGCACCAGCUGCACAAACACAGCACCCAGGAAGCCCUUUGCUUGUCAAAGGUUCCUGAGGCAGAUGGAGGACAGCAGCAGCUGAGGUGGACUAACACUGCAAUGUAGGCAGGGAUUGGCGCCCUUGGGAGCUUAGACAGAAAGGGACAGACUGGGGCAUAGAGAUGCCACGGUGCCCAGGACUCCUCCUGCUGAACCGAAGUCGAUGAGGAAACAGUUAAUUCCUGCUCAGUUUUGCAGUUAUGAGCCUUCCUCUGUGUCCGGGCUUUGGGCUCCCCCAGGGGGUGUAACAGAGCCCUGAGGGGCGUUCUGCAAGGAGAGUUGGCUUUGGAGGCUUGUGCUUGAAACUUGUCCAAUGAGUCUGAGACGCCCAAGCACCAUUCAUUUUGGAGGAAAAAGAUGGAGUAUUGCAUGCUGGGAACAAGUGCUUUCCAUAAGGUACAGCAGCAGCUCAUGAUGCCCCGUAAAGCUUUUCUUUCCCAGAAAGAAAAGCAGGCUCGUGCCAGGGAAAGGGAUAUGUUAAAAAAGAGGAGGAGGCGACAAGACUAUCUCAAGAGAAGCGUGGAGCCGCAGAAAAACACAGAAACAAUAAAAUGGCACAGGGAUGAUGAGAAGAGGAGAGAAAAUGAGCAAGUUAAGGACAAAGAUAUCAAGAAGCGAUGGAGACAGGAUGAGAGAGAACGACGAAAGAAUGUGGACGCUAUGAAUUGGCACAGGGAAGAGGAGAAGAGGGAAAAUGAGCGAGAAACUAUGUUCCAACUUCCUGUCAACAACCUUGGCAGUUUAAGAAAGGCCCGGAAAACUGUGAAAAAAAUACUUAGUGACAUUGGUUUGGAGUACUGUAAAGAACAUAUAGAAGAUUUUAAGCAGUUUGAACCUAAUGACUUUUAUUUGAAAAACACUACAUGGGAGGAUGUGGGACUGUGGGACCCAUCGCUUACAAAGAACCAGGACUAUCGGACAAAGCCCUUUUGCUGCAGUGCAUGUCCCUUCUCCUCGAAGUUCUUUUCAGCCUACAAAAGCCACUUCCGGAAUGUUCACAGCGAAGACUUUGAGAACAGGAUCCUGCUCAACUGCCCCUACUGUACCUUCAACGCGGACAAAAAGACUUUGGAAACGCACAUUAAAAUAUUCCAUGCUCCCAAUGCCAGUACACCGAGUGGAGGCAUCAGCACUUUCAAAGAUAAAAACAAACACGAGAGCCUUAAACCCAAGCAGGCUGACAGUGUGGAACAAGCUGUUUAUUACUGUAAGAAGUGCACUUACCGUGACCCGCUCUACGAAAUCGUUCGAAAGCACAUUUACAGGGAACAUUUUCAGCACGUUGCUGCUCCUUACGUAGCCAAGGGAGGCGAAAAGUCCCUCAAUGGUGCGGUUCCGUUGAGCUCCGGCGCCCGAGAGGAGGGGGGUAUCCACUGCAAACGAUGCCUUUUCAUGCCGAAAUCCUACGAAGCUUUAGUCCAACACGUGAUCGAAGACCACGAACGGAUCGGAUACCAGGUCACGGCGAUGAUAGGUCACACCAACGUAGUGGUUCCGAGAUCCAAACCUUUGAUGCUAAUAGCUCCCAAACCCCAGGAUAAAAAGCCUAUGGGACUCCCUCAGAGGAUGGGCGCCCUCUCUGCUGGCAGUGUCCGCUCGCUCUCAUCACAGCAGAUGAUGAACAGACUCACUAUACCAAAGCCCACGUUAAAUUCUGCAGGAGUCAACAUGAUGUCAAAUGUUCACCUCCAGCAGAACAAUUACGGGGUUAAAUCAGUCCCCCCCAGUUACGUUGGUCAGCCAGGGGGGAGGCUCAGCCUCAGUGGCAACACACCUGUUUCUCUUUCCCAACAAUCACAAAGCAUGAAACAGUUUUCAGCGAGUGGCAAUGGAAGGCCUUACACUCUGGGAGGGGAGCAGAGGUCCCAGGCCUCAGCCAGGUACUCGCUGCAGUCUGCCAACUCCUCCUCGCUGUCCUCGGCGCAGCUCAAACAGACGUCGCUGUCGCAGUCCCAGGCAGCAUCCAGAGCUCUGGGUCAGUCUGGCUCCAAAUCCCCCGUGGCUGCUACAGGUCCUUCCGCUAUCAACACCUCGUCCACGCAGAAGUGGAAAAUCUGUACCAUCUGCAACGAGCUGUUCCCCGAAAAUGUGUACAGUGUCCACUUUGAGAAGGAGCACAAGGCCGAGAAGGUGCCUGCGGUAGCCAACUACAUCAUGAAAAUCCAUAACUUCACGAGCAAAUGUCUCUACUGUAACCGCUACCUGCCCACGGACACGCUGCUCAAUCACAUGCUGAUCCACGGGCUCUCCUGCCCCUACUGCCGCUCCACCUUCAACGACGUGGAGAAAAUGGCUGCCCACAUGCGCAUGGUGCACGUGGACGAGGAGAUGGGACCUAAAACUGACUCCACCCUGACCUUUGAUUUGACAUUACAGCAGGGCAGCCACACGAACAUACACCUCCUUGUCACCACCUACAACCUGCGGGAUGCUCCUGCCGAAUCCGUAGCUUACCAUGCUCAGAACACUCCCCCUGUCCCGCCAAAACCGCAGCCCAAAAUCCAGGAGAAAUCUGACGUACCCAUCAAAAGUUCUCCACAAGCAGCGGUGCCCUACAAAAAAGACGUGGGGAAAACUCUGUGUCCUCUGUGCUUUUCGAUUCUGAAAGGCCCCAUCUCUGAUGCGCUGGCACAUCACCUCCGGGAGAGGCACCAGGUGAUCCAGACGGUUCACCCCGUGGAGAAGAAGCUGACCUACAAGUGCAUCCACUGCCUGGGCGUGUACACGAGCAACAUGACGGCCUCCACCAUAACGCUGCACCUGGUGCACUGCAGGGGCGUGGGCAAGACCCAGAACGGGCAGGACAAGGGGACAUCGUCCCGGCUGGGCCAGUCCCCGGCGGCCGCGCCAGUGAAACGCGCCUACGAACACAUGGAGUUCCCUCUGAUGAAGAAGAGGAAGAUGGACGACGAUGACUCCCCCUCUGCCUUUGAGGAGAAGCCUGAAGAGCCUGUAGUUCUAGCACUGGACCCCAAGGGUCAUGAAGAUGAUUCAUACGAAGCCAGGAAAACGUUUCUUACAAAAUAUUUCAAUAAGCAGCCCUACCCCACUCGGAGAGAGAUUGAGAAGCUGGCGGCCAGUCUGUGGCUCUGGAAAUCUGACAUCGCAUCUCACUUCAGCAACAAAAGGAAGAAAUGUGUUAGGGAUUGUGAAAAAUACAAACCCGGGGUGCUGCUGGGCUUCAACAUGAAAGAGCUGAACAAAGUCAAACACGAGAUGGAUUUUGAUGCUGAAUGGCUGUUUGAAAACCACGAUGAGAAGAAUUCCAGAGUCAAUGCCAGUAAGACUGUUGAUAAAAAAAUCAACUUAGAAAAAGACAAUGACAGUUCCUCAGACAGCUACGAAAACCUAGAGGAGGAAUACAGCGAGAGCCGCAGUCCCUUUGGCCAGCGCGUCUCUGAUGUGGCUGGGAAGGCCUCGUCCGACGGUGCAGUGCAGAACCCCCAGGACGGCUUAGCCAAGGAAAUCGUGGAGGAAAACACGUUACAGCCUCCAGAGAAGGCUGAGCAAAAACAAGAGGAAAGCUCUAAAUACGAAGAGAUGAUUGCUGCUGAAGAGCCAACAAAACUGGUAGGUGAUGUUUCAGAUAGUGAAGGUGAUCAGGAUGACCAGGAUGAUGCAGUGGAAUGGAAAGAUGGAGCUUCCCAGUCUGAAAGCGGGCCUGGCUCCCAGCAGGUUUCAGAUUUUGAAGAUAAUGCCUUGGAGGUAAAACCAGAAGUGUGGACAGAUGAAUCUUCCCAAAGCGAAGAUGCCGGGAGCAGUAAACCCACUGUGGAGGCCAAGGGGGGUGGAUCUGAAAGCGAUGAAGAACAGUCAAAGUGGAAGAAUCGUUCCUAUGGAAAAGUAGAAGGGUUUUGGUCCAAGGACCAGUCGCAAUGGAAAAACACCUCCGAGCUGGAGGAGAGCCUGGCCAGCGAGCAGAUGGAGUGGCAGAGCAGCACAAUGGACAGCGAGGACGGCGAGGGCUUCGGGGCCGUGGGGGCUGAGCCCAUGCACGGCAGCCUGCCCGGGGUGGAGCUCAGCAGCCAGCAGGCGUGAGCGGCUCUGCCCCAGGGGCCUGGCACUGCCCUGACAGCCCUGGCACUGCCCCAGGAGCCUGGCACUGCCCCGGGGGCCUGGCACUGCCCCGGGGGCCUGGCUCUGCCCGGGGCUCUGCUCCCCUGCCAGCCGCUCCUGCCCCGGGGCACGGCCGGGUGCUGCUGCCUGGGGCCGUGUACAGACCUGCUGGCCCACGGGGCUGGGAGUUCCUGCUGGGAUGAGCACAGUAACUUAAUGUGAAAAUGGAUACGCUGGUGGCUCCAGAAUGCACACAGAGAAAAGCAGAGGAUUAUUUCAUCUGCAUUUCCAACCCUCCUUUCACCUUGUCCAUGUUGAGUUGUGUCUUUCCAAGAGGCCCCUCUCCAGUAGCGCCGUGCCAGCGACCCGGUGCCCUGUAUAGCAGACUCUGGGGAAAUGGAGUUUUCAUGUAUCAUUCUGAAUAGUUGAAAUGUAUAUUUGUACAGUCUUUUAGACCUAUUAAGUGAAGCUUAUGGAACUGUUCUUGUGUACCCAUCAUAGAUCUGUUUCUCUUUUUUUAGUGUUGCCCUGCUGUGUAAUAAAUGCUGUAUCUAGUUUCCCUAGCAAAGCUUGAGACUGCUCUAGUAUGAGUUUUGACAGAUUUAGUUUUUGCACAUAACCUUGUACAAUCUCCAACCAGAGGCCAGCAACAUAAGAAUAUAUCUGGGCUCUGUUGUAUUAUAGAAUUUUCUUGUUCUGAAUAUCCUUGACAUGACAACUGAUGACAAACAUAUUUCAGAGCCAUUUUCUGAAAUCUUUUAAGCUAAAAAAGAAAAAUCACGUGCAAGAAACAAGUUUGCAGCUACUAAUUUUGACACCUUUUAGAUCUGUAUAAAAGUGUAUUGUGUUGAAGCAGCACACUGAGACAAAGUGCUGGGUUUGGAUAUUUAGUUUUAUCUUUAGUUAACACCAACAAGGUGUUGUAUUCAUUUAUACCAUCUAAUAUAUUACACACUGUUGUAGUAUGUAUAAUUUUGUGAUCUUUAUUUCCCUUUGUAUUCUUCAUUUAAGCAUCUAAAUAAAUUGCUGUAUUGUGCUUAAUGUAAA